AUGUCUGGCUAUACGACUGUAUCUACAACGGUGAGCCCGACUAGAACAUGGCUGCUAACGUUGGCUUUGUUUAUCUCGUUAUCUCAUAGGUCUAUAGAAGUUGAAGACUGCCCACAGAAAGAGAAGAAGUGUAAGGAGAAGUACACACAAGACAUUGAAGCACCCUUCAAUGAACAUCAAAAUGAGAAAUCUUGCAGAGUUUUCAACGAGUUCCGCUGGUGUGUGAUGGACCUGGAACACUGUCUUAGUGACAAGGUGAAGGACGAGCUGAUCCAUGAGUACCAGUCUGACCUCCAGAGUUAUGGGGUCGAAUGUGCAAAAGAAGCGAAACCCCCAGUGACAACAGAACCACGAAACGAAUGCACUGAUGCCGUGUCUAGGUGUAACAAAAGACUGCUCUAUGACCUACGUGAGCUCAGCGGCCCAGGCCAGGAACAUGAAGAUAAGAUUUACUGCGGAAUAAAAACUAAAUACAGAGACUGUUUACUUGAAAUUACAAGUUGCAAAGAUAAAAGUAAAAUAAACCAUUUGAUAAGCUUAAAAGAAGAAGAAUUUUCAAAAAAGUCUAUCUCAUGUAGCGAUGCUGCCUCAAUGCCAGGCUACAAUACGUAUAACGGUUGUGUUAUGGUAACUGGCUCAAGAACCGUUACAGUGUCGGUUAUAGUUUUCUUUUGGGGACUUCUGUAAGUCAGUGCUUAUUUGUUUUUAUUUUGUCACAUUCUAAAUGGAAAUUUCUGGAGCACAGUGAAGAUUGCCACAGCCAGUCAUUACUAGAUUUAAUUCUCAAAUCAGCCGGGCUUAAAACCUCGAAGACAAGGUGACACAAAAGCUCUAAUGCCUUGAAUUAAAACAGGCCUAUCUGUACAGGUUAGGCCAAUACAUGCCUGGUUAAAUAUUUCUGUGGGUUAUGUUUUUUUAGUUCCACCACUGAUGUUUUGUUUUUGUUAAAAUAUCUAGUCAGAAAAUACUGCGUGUUCACUAUGUCGUUAUUUUAAAACCCUAACGUUUACAUUGUGUGUAUAUUUUUAACUGAUUAAACUUGUUACAUGAAUGAAUGCUAUUUAACAGAACAUUAUGAUUUGAGUAUGAUCUUAUAUUUUGGUAAAGGCCUCCACAUUGCUGGCAUUAUAAUCUAUUGGACAACUAACGCUUGUCCUGCUUUGCAUAUUUUUUUGUUUCACUUGGCUGUUAGAGUAUUUUAUUUUUUACUUUUGUUUUGCUUUCAUAAUCAUUCGUUGCACUUAUUAGAUCUAAAUUUUGUGAAAUUUUACAAUGCAAUUCUGAUUCAAGUUGCUGAUCUAAAACUGUUUCUAUAAUUUAUCAUUUUUGAAGGUAUAUUUGUAAUGAAUUCAUGUUAAAUAAUUCUCUGUAACAAAGUAGUAGAUCUAGAAAGUCAUUUUGGAAUACUGUAAAUGUUUAUGUUUAAUUUGUUAAUUUUUUUCUUGAUUUAUUUUCUUCCCGGUUAGAUUAUUAAUCUUUGAUCUGAAACAAUUUCUAAACAAGCUAGUUCUAUUUUAGUACUUUCGCGUAUUAACAAACAAGUAGCGAACACUUUUUCCCCCAGGAAGUGUUUUUACAAGUGCACGCAGCCAAUUUAUGUUGCAAUCUUCAUCAAACAAUCACUUAAAGACCCAUUUUUUAUAUUAACAGAACUAGUGCAAAAUUGUUAUUUUUAAACGCUG
Physella acuta is the source of this 1682-nucleotide messenger RNA. RefSeq lists its product as uncharacterized. Lineage: Eukaryota; Metazoa; Mollusca; Gastropoda; Physidae. The record is from RefSeq and is a predicted model, not a curated record.